This is a messenger RNA of Hemicordylus capensis (graceful crag lizard), 4023 nucleotides long. RefSeq names its product THUMP domain containing 3 (gene THUMPD3). The record is from RefSeq and is a predicted model, not a curated record. Gene Ontology annotation, molecular function: tRNA (guanine) methyltransferase activity; RNA binding. The transcript has 10 exons. Bases 277 to 1785 code for a protein of 502 amino acids. Gene Ontology annotation, biological process: tRNA methylation. NCBI's taxonomy places the organism in Eukaryota, Metazoa, Chordata, Lepidosauria, Squamata, Cordylidae.
GGCGGCCUUUCGUCAUCACGGCAGCGCGGGCAGGCGACGCAGGAACCGCGUGGAGUGCGGAGUAAGUCGUAGCCGGUUUCUGAGGAGAGCAUCUCGGAGGUUUCAUUCCGACCAAGUCUCGUCUCGUCACGGCCCCCGCCGGAAGACGGGACGGGAACUGCAUUGCCGCUAGCCGGCGAGACGAGACAAGGAGCAAGACGUAGCUGGCCGAGAAGAGACUCCCGAAAGUGUAUAGAAACGUAGUAGGCUGGUGCGGAGCCAGUACAUGCUUUUAACAUGUCUGAAGCUGAAGAAACUGCUGAUGUAUUAUCUGAAGUGAGCCUUGGUGAUGCAUGCCAACCAUUAGGUGAGAACAAAGAAGCCAGUCCCCCUGCAAGCCAUAAAGAUAUUGUGGUCACUAUUGGAGCUACUGUACCAACUGGCUUUGAGCUGACUGCUGCGGAUGAAGUGCAAGAGAAACUUGGAUCGCAAUCUAGAAUUAGCAAGGACCGAGGAAAAAUCUAUUUUGAAAUUCCUGUAAUCAGCCUUCCACAGGUUCACCAGUUAAGAUCUGUGGACAACUUGUUUGUUGUAGUUCAGGAGUUCAAAGAUUAUCAGUUUAAAGAAAAUAAGGAAGAAGCUCUAAAGGAUUUAGAGGACCUGGCUAAGAAACUGCCUUGGACUGACCCUUUAGAAGUAUGGAAGUUAAAUACAAACCUUAAGAAAAGAAAAACAAGAAGGAAAAAAGGCAAUCAACAGAGUAAUACAAAGAAAGAGAAACUGGAGGAUGAAUCAGAUGAUAAAGAAGUGCAUGAUCCUGUGAAAAGUAUUUUAAACUUGGAUUCUGAAAUCCAGGACCCAGAAAAAACAGAUGAAACUGUGUCACGAGAAGAUGGUGAACAGUCUGAUGCUAAAGAAGAAUUAACAUCCAAUGGUGAAGGUGAAAAUGAAUCAGGUGACUGCAAGAAGUGUGAAAUGGAGGCCCAGGCACUGAAGUUCAGGGUAACAUGCAACAGAGCUGGUGAUAAGCACAGCUUUAAAUCAAAUGAAGCAGCAAGAGAUUUUGGAGGGGCUGUGCAAGAUUUCUUCCAGUGGAAAGCAGACAUGACCAAUUUUGAUGUGGAGGUUCUUCUGAACAUUCACAAUAAUGAAGUAGUAGUGGGGAUUGCCUUAACAGAGGAGAGUCUUCACAGAAGAAAUAUUACACAUUUUGGGCCCACAACUCUUCGAUCCACUCUAGCCUAUGGUAUGCUCAGACUCUGUGAUCCUCAGCCAGCUGACAUAAUAAUUGAUCCAAUGUGUGGGACAGGUGCUAUACCAAUAGAGGGGGCUGCUGAGUGGCCUAACUGCUAUCAUAUUGCUGGUGAUAACAACCCACAGGCUGUGAAGAGAGCAGCAAAUAAUAUCUCUUCUUUAUUGAGGCAAUCUCAGACUAAAGAAAGCACAUGUACAGGCAAACCCAUAGAUAGUAUUCAGUGGGAUAUCUGCAGUCUACCACUGAGGACUGGCUCUGUCGAUGUCAUUGUAACAGAUAUGCCAUUUGGAAAGAGGAUAGGGUCUAAGAAAAAGAACUGGGAUCUCUACCCAGCCUGCCUUUUGGAGAUGGGUCGGAUCUGCAGACCCAGGACUGGCAGAGCCGUGCUGCUAACUCAAGAUAGGAAAUGCUUUGCCAAGGCCUUGUCAAAAAUGGGACACCUGUGGCGGAAGUCUCACACAAUCUGGGUGAAUGUUGGGGGACUCCAUGCUGCUGUGUAUCUUCUGAAACGCUCUGGAGAAAAAAUUGAUGAGCUGAGAUCAUAUUGGUAAUUUCUUGACCAAUGUACCAGACCACACCUGUGCUUUUCUUCAUUUGAGGGCUAUUUGCAAAACAUUUGCCUAAAAUUCCAAGUUGGUGUGUUCUUAAGAUGUUGAUUGGGGCAGAAAAUAAGAGUGAGUGAACAAGCAAGCUGAUCCUAUAAUCAGUUUUGGGGGUGGGGUCAUAUUCAACUAGAAGUUCUUGAAGGAGCUUUCAGAGCUUAAGAAGGAAAAUGAAACCAAUAUAUUCAUGAAACUAGUGACCCUUCUCUGUAAACCUGAGUUCUUUCAGUUUGGGUGCAAAUGUAAGUUUGUUUUCAUAUUCACAGGGUACGUUACUCUGUGUGUUUGUGUUUGUUUUUUAAAGGCUAGCAGAGUGGCCUUGAAACUUUUGCCAAGGGGAAAGCUUCUCCGUUUUGUUUUGUUCUUGGGCAACAAGACUAGGUUGUUUCUGUUUAUAUAUUGAUAAACAAAUAGACUGUAAGGUUGUUCACACAACCGUCAGCUUGGCUGGGGAGUGGGGAAGGCAGGAGAGCACCUACCAUCCCCCCCAGACGAUCCAGCAGUGAUUAUAGCUGUGUGGCUUGCACACCACAUGACCAGAGCUGCUGCAAGCUGCACUACCUUCUGGAGACCAGGAAAAAGCAUCCCAGCCUCCAGAUAUCCCACAGUGCACUGGAAGACAAGCACAGUGCAUUGAGGGAUUCCUCCAUGGGUAAGGCACUCUAGGUGCCUGACUCUGUAUGCUCAGGCUAUGUGUAGCCGCACAUUCACACAAACCCAUACCUGGGUAAAAGGGUGCGCUUGCACCCUUUAGCCCAGGUAAAAGCCUGGGGUAAAUUCCCAGGCCAAUCGGGGAGGCAGCACUGGGAUCGGUCUCGAUUCCUGUUUCACACGAGCUGCCCUACCCAGGUAGGGCUGCUCAUGUGAACAGCCUCUGUGUGUUACAGCCUAGGAUCUUGGUAGGGCUCCCUGUGCUCUCACCUGCUACCUCAAAUUUAAGCCCCAAUUCAUUUGUUUACGUAGAGAUACCCUUUCUGUUGCCACUGUACAUAGGACUGAGAAUGUGCAUCAUCAACCUUGAUUUGUUUCUGUGGUGGUUCUGAUUACUAGUAAAACUUUUUAAAUGCUGUAGUAAAUCUUCACAUUUACUGUUUCUGGUUUUGGAUGUCUAGGAUGGACUUAAACUAUAAUAUUAGGUUAAAUUCAACUGCACAAUAACGGUAAAGCAAAUAGCUGUCACCUCCAGACGAAGAAGGCACUCGGCUAACGGUCACCUGUGCUUGCUCUUGGGCGCAAUCCAAUGAACAAUACAUAAAUGUAGGAUCACAGCAGCACUCAGGAGAUGUUAUCAGUGGAUUGUGCCCCUUGUUUAUUUGUGUACUGAAAUUGUCAGAUUUGGAAGCCUUUUCCCACCAUCUUGAAAAGAGUGGCUAAAAAACACAUUGAGGCUAUUCACACGAUGGGAGAAAAUCGGGCUAGCGGAAGCUAGCCCGAUUUUCUCCCAUCAUGAGAACCACUGGGCUCGGCUGCGAGCCCGGUGGUUCUUAAGCGGAUCACUCACUAAAGUACCCCUGCCCUAAGCCCAAGUUAGCGGAGCGAGUGCUCCGUUAACCUAGGCUUUCCAGCUUGCCACGGCGGUACAGUUCCACACCGUGGCAACUCACGAGUAGACCCCUGACCGAGAGGCUGAAAAGCGCAGGGCAUGCUGGAGCUUCCAGGGGCCACAUGACCACCAAUCUCCCCCCAGCUGGCUCCGUAACGGAGCUGGCAGUCGUGUGGGUGGCCGGUUCAGCCGCCCAGAGCAGACUGACUGCUCGUCUGUGGGAAGCUAAUCGUGAAAAGAACCUCCUUCUCUUCUAACAGUGUAUAUGUCAGAUACACUGUUCUCUUAGUCUGGAAAGAGUUUAAGGUUUGGAAGCCCAUGUGUUGUACUUGUUUAAAAAACUGUAUUUGGGUUUUGAGUUAAUUGAAGGCUUGGGAUCUUCCCCCCAGGAAUUCACAGCUAUGUGACAAUAAGCAGUGAACUUCCUUGCAGCCUUGCAAGUCUACUGAUUGAGGUUCUUUUAUGAGAAAUAAAGGACUAGCACUGUUCCAGUUACUUUAAAAAACCUUUUCUUUUAAGCACUUUUACCCCUCUUGUUGCCAUUUCUUCCCUGUGCGGGUUUCUUUGGUGUUUCUCAGUAGUUUGUUGCAUUGAAUUUUGACUUUAUAAUUUUACAUAUGUAAUAAAGUAUAUUACCAGGAUUA